Molecule: messenger RNA, 2084 nt
Organism: Enhydra lutris kenyoni (northern sea otter)
Lineage: Eukaryota; Metazoa; Chordata; Mammalia; Carnivora; Mustelidae
Product: ribosomal RNA processing 15 homolog
Exons: 5
Coding region: 12-845 (277 amino acids)
Biological process (GO): maturation of LSU-rRNA; maturation of 5.8S rRNA
Cellular component (GO): preribosome, large subunit precursor
Source: RefSeq, a predicted model, not a curated record
GGAGAGGAAACAUGGCCGCGGCCGUGGGGGGCUCACGUGUGGGUGCUGGGAAAAAGCUGAAAAAUUCGCUGAAGAAGAAGAAGAAGAUGAAAAUGGUAGCCAGGGCAGUAGCUUCGGAGUUGGAAGAUGAGGGCAAAGACGCUGCUGACAGUGGAGGUUCUGUAGGAAGUUGUGAAUCAGAAAAGGAUCACUUUUCUACAGAUGAUGAAGCAGUGGAAGCUGACAAUGAAGAUGAAGUUGAACCCUGUGGCAAUGGAAAAGAACAUACAGCCGAAGCUAGUGUUGGAACUAAUGUGGGCUGGGCGGAUGCCAUGGCUAAAAUUCUUAACAAGAAAACUCCUAAAAGUAAAUCCACUAUUCUGGUCAAAAACAGAGAGCUGGAAAAGGAAAAAGAAAAGUUAAAGCAAGAGAGACUAGAGAAGAGAAAACAGCUUGAUAAGAAGCGGGAAUGGGAAAUGAUGUGCAGAGUAAAGCCAGAUGUUGUCAAAGACAAAGAAACAGAGAGAAAUCUUCAGAGAAUUGCAACAAGGGGUGUGGUACAGUUAUUUAACGCCGUUCAGAAGCACCAAAAGAACGUUGAUGAAAAGGUUAAAGAAGCUGGAAGUUCUAUUAGAAAACGUGCUAAGUUGAUAUCGACUGUUUCCAAGAAGGAUUUCAUCAGUGUUCUGAGAGGGAUGGAUGCAAGUACAAGUGAGAAAAGUUCGACUGGAAAGAACUUGAAAGCCAAACAGACUGAAGUGAAAUCAGAAGAGGGCCCUGGAUGGACAAUCUUACGUGAUGAUUUCAUGAUGGGAGCAUCCAUGAAAGACUGGGACAAAGAGAGUGAUGACGCGGAUAACCAGUGAGCCAGGGUCUGGGAGCGACUCGGAUACAUAAGACUGUAGAGGAAACACAGCGUACAGUCAUUGUAUUUUUCUUAGCAAAAUGCUCUGUGUUCUCAGAGUUAUGCGGCUGUGAAGCUAUCAUUUGUAAGAAAGCCAAAAGACUUUUACUAUUACCAACUUGGGUGUUUUCUCUUUUCGUGAAAACUUUGUUAAAUUAAGUUUUUCAAACCUUGUAUGAUUUUAAGCAUUGUUUCUCAAACAUGUAAAAAGGAGUAUUACUGCUUAACUAGCGAGAUGCACAUUUUGCCCAGAUCAUUAUAAGUUUACGUGUUGGUCAUGGAUAUUGGUAUUUUGUUGCAGUAUCAGCAGUUUCUAGAAAUGCAGUGCUUUUCAUAAUUAAAAUGAACUCCCUGAAGUUAAUAUUUUUCAGGUUUCCAACUUUACUGGUUCUGUGUGUUUGUACUUUCGUGAGGGGAGUUUAUGGCAUUUGUUUUGGUGAGCUAUUGUGAAACCUGUGUAGUGUAAUUUAACAUGAUAGUAUUUCUGAUUUAGCGUGAUGAUUUCAUUUUUAGAACUUGUGCUAUGUAAGAUUUAAGAAACACACCAAAUCUCUGCUUUUCUAUUAUGUCCUUUUAUAUGCUAAAACAUACAUAAGUGUUAGGUUAUUUUUGUAUGAGAGAUUUACUGAGGUGGAAAUUCUCAUGUUUAACUUAUGCAGUGAGGCAUAAUUUCUUAGAAAGCAUAUUUGACGUGUUUUAGACUCUCGCCCUGCCCCAGCUUUUCCCUGACACUUGAAUUAGCUUAAAUUCUCCUGCUUGGUUUGACUGACCAGGGAAACAGGAGAGUUAUUAGGCUGCAGGUGGUCUCGUCGGAAUGCUCCAUCUGUUUGGAGAUUUGGUUCCUUGGUGCUCCCGUAAAGAUGAUUAAAUUAGGUGGCUUAGUAUCUAGAUGUUAAACCAAAAGAAAGUAAGACUGUUGAAUAUAAUUCCAAAAUUUCUUUGAGACUAAGUCUAAAAUCUAAAGUUUAUAAAGGAAUUGUUUAAUAACUGUGAUCUGUUCCUUUUAAAAAAGGGAUCCAUUCCUUUUCCCAUCUUUCCAUCAUAAAAAUAGUUCCCUUCUACCACUCAUCUGCACAUACUUGCAUGCUCCCCUUGAACUUAUGCUGGAGCGGAGAGGUGUAUAUUUUCAAGCCCAUUUGAGUGUUACAGGUAUUACCUAUCCAAGGUUAAAUUAGUCCAUGACCUGGUACUUGUUAUCAUA